Arabis nemorensis is the source of this 1695-nucleotide messenger RNA. NCBI's taxonomy places the organism in Eukaryota, Viridiplantae, Streptophyta, Magnoliopsida, Brassicales, Brassicaceae. The record is from the annotation of a GenBank genome assembly.
AUGCAGACCCAAAAGGCAAGAAAUGGAUCUCCAGAUGUUCCUAAGAAGCUGUCUCCUCGAGCUGCUCGGCCACUGAAGAUAGCAGCACUAGAGCCUGACUCUUCUUCAUCUUCUAUCUCAGCUAAUAACAGAAUACCAAAAGAUAAAAGUCCCAAAGUUCUAGACCGUAGGUCUCCACGAAGCCCUGUCUCCGAGAAGAAAAGGCCGAGUAGAAUAACGGAGCUAGAGUCGUUAGUCUCGCAGCUUCAAGAGGAGCUGAAGAAGGCGAAAGAUCAAGUUACAGUGUCUGAGACAUCAAAGAAGCAAGCAGAGCAAGAAGCAGAGGAGUCCAGGAAACAGCUACAAGAAGUUUCCUCUAAGCUAGAGGAGACCCAGAAUCAGUUCUUGGAAGUUUCAGCCUUGGAGGAAGAAACCGAUAAAACCGGUGUUCUUGAACAUCAAAGUGUAUCUCAAGAGUGUGAUUUGGAGUUUAGUGCAACUGCUGAUGAAAGGGCAGGAUUGGCUGUUGUUGUUUAUGAGAUCCGACAACUCAAGCUUCAGAUUGAGAUGGUCGCUUAUUCUGAAGCUGGUCAUGUGAAGCAAGCUGAGUUGCAUAACUCUGAGAUUCAACUUUUGAGAAGUAACUUAAUGGACACACUUUUCCUCGUCGAGAAUUUCAGGAACCAACUUAAGGACUGUGAGGUAUCAGAAGCUGAGACGGAGGCUUUAGCCACAGAAACUCUUAGGCAAUUGGAGAAUGCUAAAAAGGCAGUAGAAGAACUGAAGUCAGAUGGAACAAAAGCAGUUGAGAGUUACAAGAAGAUGGCAGUUGAGCUUGAACGGUCAAAAUCGAGGAUGGUAUGGCUUGAAGCUCUUGUUGAUAAACUUCAGACCAAUCCAGAGGAUUUGGAAAACCAAGAAAUCCUGCUUAAAGACUAUGAAAGUUUAAAACUUGGGGAGUCAAAUGAGUUGGAGGAAGAGCUAUCUUUCUUAAGAGGUGAGAUAGAGAGACUGAGAGCAGCUCUAGAAGCGUCUGAGAAAAAAGGCCAAGAAGGGAACAUAGAGGCUUCUUCUCGGUUACGGAUUCAAGCUGAACUUCAGUCUGAAUUAAAGAUAGCUAAAUCUGAGAUAGACGAGCUAAAGGCGAGGUUGAUGGACAAGGAGACGGAAUUACAGUUUAUUUCAGAGGAGAAAGAUAACUUAUGCCUGGAACUGAUGAAGAACCAGAAAGAAACAGAUGUUGAAGCUGAACUGAAGAAACUAAGGGAGGCGAUCGAGAACUUAAAGGCGGAUUUGAUGGAUAAAGAGACAGAACUCCAGAUCAUUUCAGAUGAGAACGAGACAUUGAAGUCGGAUAUCCACAAGAGGGAGACAGAUGUACAAGACGCGUUCAUGAAGCUAGGGAUUGCAAUGGAAGAGGCUGACAAGAGUAGCAAGAGAGCAGUUAGGGUCACCGAGCAACUAGAGGCUACUCAAGCUUCAAACUCAGAUAUGGAAACAGAACUCAGGAAGCUCAAAGUUCAAUCAAACCAGUGGAGAAAAGCUGCUGAAGCAGCUACUGCCAUGCUCUCCGCUGGAAACAACGGAAAAUUCGCUGAGAACUACAAUCAAACAAACUCUCCUUACUCUGAAGAUAUCGACGAUGAAUUGACAAAGAAGAAAAAUGGGAAUAUGCUCAAGAAGAUUGGUGUUUUGUGGAAGAAGCCUCAGAAAUAA